This is a messenger RNA of Caenorhabditis bovis, 1041 nucleotides long. NCBI's taxonomy places the organism in Eukaryota, Metazoa, Nematoda, Chromadorea, Rhabditida, Rhabditidae. The record is from the annotation of a GenBank genome assembly.
AUGUUCUCGAAAUCGAGCAAUCUCCUCGGCACUUCGUCGAUAAUCCGCGAUCAGCUCAAAGAGGAAUAUAAAUUGCGCCAACGGCGACAGUCGUCGAUUCAAGCGGUUCAAAGUCUUCAAUCGCGACAAACUGUUGGCAUUCAUCAAUACACCGAAGAUCCGACUGUCGCAUGGGAAAUGUUGAGAGAAAAACGCCCGGUGAAGCCUGUCAGACUGAUGAGACUUGAUACUCCAGUUAAACCAGAUCAUGUACGAUUUGUGUGCAUCGGUUGCACCCAUGGCGAACCCCUUGAUUUGUCGAUAUUACCUCCUGGAGAUGUUCUCAUAGUUUCUGGUGAUUUUACAUCUUGCGGACUUCCGAAUGAAGUUUAUAGCUUUAAUAAACAUCUUGGAAAGACGAAGUUCGCCUACAAAAUUGUGAUCGGAGGAAACCAUGAAUGCACAUUUGACGAAUCGUUUUUAAAAAUACACAAAGAGACCGAUCCGAAAGAAAUGGCAUUGAAACAAUCACUUUUGACGGCACUUCAUUCCGAUUCGAAAUCAGGAUCUUGCUCUUCGAAAUUGCUUCUAACCAACGCGAUUUAUCUUGAAGACAAUGUCAUCGAACUGUUUGGUAUUACGAUUUAUGGAACUCCGUGGCAACCAAAAGUGGACAAUUGGGCAUUCAAUUUAUCACGUGGACAAGCACUUCUUGAUAAAUGGAACAUGAUACCAUCCGGUGUCGAUGUACUCGUCACCCAUACACCACCUUUGGGUCAUGGAGAUCAAAUGUUGAAUGGACAGAGGAUGGGAUGUGUCGAAUUGUUGAACACGGUGUUCAAGAGAGUCAAACCCAAGUAUCACGUGUUCUCUCAUAUUCAUGAAGGAUAUGGGUGCACUACAGAUGGAUACACCAAGUUCAUUAACUGUUGCCUGUGCAAUGAAAAUCUUGAUUUGAAGAAUGCCCCGAUUAUUUUCGAUAUUCCUGUUCAUCCGCACACCAAACAAUUUUACCUGCAGAAUGUGAAGAAGAUCAUGAAGCGUUUCCAAAAGAAGAAGUAA